Messenger RNA from Engraulis encrasicolus (European anchovy), 7877 nucleotides. RefSeq names its product zinc finger, NFX1-type containing 1 (gene znfx1). Gene Ontology annotation, cellular component: nuclear RNA-directed RNA polymerase complex. The transcript has 18 exons. Gene Ontology annotation, molecular function: helicase activity. Bases 570 to 6464 code for a protein of 1964 amino acids. Gene Ontology annotation, biological process: regulatory ncRNA-mediated heterochromatin formation. The record is from RefSeq and is a predicted model, not a curated record. NCBI's taxonomy places the organism in Eukaryota, Metazoa, Chordata, Actinopteri, Clupeiformes, Engraulidae.
ACUUGUGUGUCCUCAUGUAACCUCAGCAACUUGAACUAUUUAGCGUGUAGGCCUAGUUAAAAAGGAAACCAUAACGCGCUAUAUGAAAAACGAAAGCUAGCACAAUACCAAACUGGAUGGAAAACGAAACUAGAAUCAGCUGGUAGGCUACUUAAGGUGGGACGCAUCCGAAGUUGGUACAGUCAAGAGCAACCCAACAAGCGACGAGGUGCUAGAAACAACGGUAGGAAACGACCGUCAUUUUAAUUUAUUGAUGUGCGUCUUAGAUCUAAUUUUACACCGCUGGCCGAUUACAAAGUAGCACAUUGACGUCGUUUGAAUUACCUGCAUCUACCAGGAAGCAAAAUAAAGUGAGAGUCAUUCAAGUAAUUUCCGAAGAUCAUCAAAAUUAUUUCCAAGUAAGGAUGCCAAGUUAAAUUCAAGAUUAGAGGUCUAGAUCAUGCUACCACGGUAAGGGAACCAAAACCACCUGUGAUCAUACCUCUCCAGCACAACAGUCCUUCAAGAUGUGACGUAAUGACUAGCGUGAAGAAUUGACUGCAUCUGCUGAGGGCUUCCAUAGAUAAAGAAUGGACAAUCCACACAGGGGGGGCAGAGGGGCAAGAGGCAAUGCAGCCACCAGAGAAGAACGUGGUAACAGGCAAGUGAAUGGCGUGCCCAAUCCAGAGAGACGAGGAGGAGGAGGAGGAGGAGGAAGGGGCAGAGGGCGAGGGGCAGGUAGAGGAGGAGGAAGAGGGCGUGGAGGAGGGCCAAUGGGAGAUGGGAUACCUCACCGUGACCACCACCAGGACCACAGAAGGCCCGAGGGUCCUGCUCAUGGAGGAGGGAGAGGAGAAGACGGCCAGAGAGGAAGGGGCGACAGACACGGAGACAGAGGCCGAGGCCAAGGAGGAGCAGGGAGAGGAGGCAGGGGCAAUGGCCGUGGUGGCCCACCUCAAGUGCAUCAUAUUGGCCUUAAAUACUUGGAGGGACUGUUAGAGAAAGAGCCCUCUGAGAUUGCCAUCACACUGUCUACCAGCGCAGCUCUACAGCGUCUGCUGGAGGAGAAGAGGAUGGGUCAUGAGCUGGUCCAGGUACUGUGUCAAGUCUUCUGCACUGCGUUCCUGUCCAGGAACGACCGCAAGACCGUCCAGCACCUGGCCGGCGCAGUCCGAGAUUCCGGAUUCCUGCGCACCAUCCUGCCGGAAUACGUGAUGGGAAUGAUGACCGACCACAUCCCGCAUCGCCGGGAGAAGUACCCCCAGCACCUGGACACCAUCAUUACUCUUCUCAACAACGUCGUCAGCAUCUUCCCAGCCAGCUCGGUCCGCGUGGUGUCCACGCUCGUGCUGCUCCUGAAGCCGGCCAUCAACCAGCUACGCGCCUCGGGCCUGGACAUCCAGGAGGAGACAGAGGAGAACCUGGAGAAGAUCCAGGACCUGGUGCACCAUCUGCAGGAGAAAGCCCGAGAGGGCACUCUGCGCUCGGACAACUACGCCUUCCUCCCCCCUGACCAAGACGCCCCGCCUGGGGAAGAGGGGGACUUCAGGACCAUGACCAUCUACCCGACGCCAGAGGAGUUCCACAAGGACGAGAAGCCCUUUCUGAGGCCCAACAUCAUGAACCAGGCCUACGCCAGCGGACACGUGUACCUGGACACGCACUUUCGUCUGCUGCGGGAGGACUUUGUGCGGCCGUUGCGGGAGGGCAUCAGGCAGCUGCUGAGGAGCCAGGAGGACACGGCCCUGGACGGGGUGCCCCUGAAGAGGAGGCACUUCGAUGACAUCAGGGUCUACUUCAACACCCGACUGGUCGUUCCGCUCUGCACUCCUUCCGGCAUCGCCUACAAAGUGCAGUUUGACUCACGCCCUCUCCAGUUUGUCCGUUGGCAGAAUUCCAAGCGGUUGCUGUACGGCUCCCUGGUCUGCCUGUCCAAGGACAACUUUGAGACCUUCCUGUUUGCGACGGUGUCGGACCGCACCGUGGAGGACCUGCAGCAGGGCCAGGUGCUCCUCAGCUUCUCCCGAGACAGCCGCCACGCGGUGGCCCGAGCGCAGCCCUCCGACUCCUUCCUCAUGGUGGAGACCACGGCCUACUUCGAGGCCUACCGCUACGUCCUGGAGGGCCUUCAGGAACAACAGGUCGAGGAGCUCCCCUUCAAGAGGUACAUUGUAGAGUGCAACAAAGAGGUGCACCCACCUGCUUACCUCCAGGAGGAAGCUAAGCAGUUCGAUCUGUCCAACAUUGCAGCGGAGGACUUUAAGGACAAAGUGGCGCCCUUCAACCCCCUGAGCCAUCUCGCCUGGCCCAGUGAAGAGCAGAUGGGCCUGGAUGAGAGCCAACUCAGGGCCCUGAAGCUGGCCCUCACCAAGGAGCUGGCUAUCAUACAGGGGCCUCCAGGCACAGGGAAGACUUAUGUGGGGCUGAAAAUCGCCCAGGCUCUGCUGGAUAAUCACAGCGCCUGGGGCAGGGGCUCUCCCAUGCUGGUCGUGUGUUACACCAAUCAUGCGCUGGACCAGUUCCUGGAAGGAAUUCACAAGUUUCUGGAAAAGGGCAUCGUGCGGGUCGGGGGGCGUAGCAGCAGCGAGGCGUUGAAGCGAUUUGCCCUGCGGGAGCUGAGAGCGUCACCCAACUUCCGCGCGCCUCAACAUCUCCGUCGCGCUAAAUUUGAGAUCCAUAAGGAGCUGACAGAAGCCGAGCAGCAUAUUAAAACGCAGAGUGCCCAGCUGGAGUGCAGUCUGCGCGGAGUCAUCCAUGAGCAGUUCCUGGAGAACCACAUCUCAGACCAGCAUUGGGACAGCCUGUGUCUCCAACCGGAGGCAGACGGGUUCCAGUUAGUCGAGGAGAAGCGGUCCAUGAUUGUGGAGUGGCUGGGCCUCGGAUCAUCCCAGUUCCAGUACCACGCCAUGGGGGCUAAUGUCUUCCCCUCUGCAACGUACUGUAAUCUCCCUCCAGGUGGUGGUGGUGGUGAUGGUGAGGAUGCUGAGCUGGAUGAGGAGGAGGAGCUGAUCCAGGUGGAGGAGGAGGCUGACCUCAUCCAGGCCGAGCGCAUGCUGGACGGGGACGGCCUGCAGCGGGACCCCUGGGGAGGGGGUGGAGGCGGACGGGGCGGAGGUGGCCGGGAGCGGGAACGGGAUCGGCAAAGGCAGGACGCGGAGCGCGUGGAGAGGCUGGCGGAGGUGAUGCUGGCCAUGACGCUGGGCAACAACAACACAGAAGAAGGAGAAGGAGGAGGAGGUGGAGGAGAAAGAAAUGGAGGAGGGGGAAGAGGAGGAGGAAGAAAAAGAAGAAGAAGAAGAGGAGGCGAAGGAAGAGGAGAAGGAGAAGUGCAGGGAAUGGAUGUGGAGAUGGAGCAGGCUGAGGAAGAUGGAGGAGAAUGGGAGAUUCAAAAGCAGGAGAAGAGGAGGCUGAAGCAGAUGAUGAAGACAGAGCUGAAGAAGAGUUCAGCCAUGACUGAGGAGAAGGAGAAGGAAGUGGUCAACAUCUGGACCCUCGCCCCUAAAGACAGAUGGAAGCUCUACCGGCUGUGGAUCCAGCGCUUCCAGACCGACUUGCGCACGCGGGCCCUGAGGUUCGAGUACGCCUACCAGAACGCGGCGGAGCGUCUGUCGGAGAUCCGGAUGCGCGAGGACCUGUGUGUGCUGAAGGAGGCGCGGGUGAUAGGCAUGACCACCACGGGGGCCGCCAAGUACCGCCAGGCCCUGCAGGAGGUGUCCCCCCGCCUGGUCAUUGUGGAGGAGGCGGCUGAGGUUCUAGAGGCCCACACCAUCACCACACUAAGUAGUGGCUGCAGACACCUAAUACUCAUAGGGGAUCACCAGCAGCUCCGCCCCAGUGCCACAGUGUAUGACCUGGCCAGGAACUUCAACUUGGAGGUCUCCAUGUUUGAGCGUCUAGUGAACAUCGAGUUCCCCUAUGUUCGCCUCAACUAUCAGCACCGGAUGCGGCCCGACAUCGCCCGUCUGCUAACACCCCACAUCUACUCAGAGCUUGAGAAUCACCCAUCUGUGCUGAGUUAUGAGAAUGUCAAGGGGGUGUUGAGCAACCUGUUCUUCGUGGAGCACGAGGCGCCAGAGGAGGAGAUCAAGGACGGCCGGAGCCACCAGAACCGCCACGAGGCGCACUUUGCGGUGGCGCUGUGCCGCUACCUGCUCCACCAGGACUACCAGCCCUCCCAGAUUACCAUCCUCACCACCUACACCGGGCAGCUCCACUGCCUGAAGAAACUCAUGCCCUCCAGCGAGUUCUCGGGCGUCAAGGUUCACGUGGUGGAUAAGUACCAGGGGGAGGAGAAUGAUAUCGUGAUCCUGUCUCUGGUGCGCAGCAACCCGCAGGACCGCGUGGGCUUCUUGUCCAUCGCCAACCGCGUGUGCGUGGCGCUGUCGCGCGCCAAGAAGGGCCUGUACUGUCUGGGCAACAUGGCCAUGCUCAGCCGGCGCGUCAAGCUGUGGAGCGCCAUCCUGCACACCCUGCGCGAACACGGCCAGGCGGGCGCCGCCCUCACCCUGAGCUGCCAGAACCACCCGGAGCGCCGCACGCGCGUGGCGUCGUACGAGGACUUCGCCCACGUGCCCGAGGGCGGCUGCAGCCUGCCGUGCGAGUUCCGGCUGGACUGCGGCCACGUCUGCACGCGCGCCUGCCACCCGUACGACCCCGAGCACAAGGAGUUCCAGUGCGUGAAGGAGUGCCCCCGGGUGCUGUGCGAGCUGGGCCACCGGUGCCGCAAGCGCUGCUACCAGACAUGUGGCGACUGCAUGGUGCCCGUGGAGAAGGUCAUGCCGGUGUGCCAGCACAAGCAGAUGGUGCCGUGUUACCAGGACGCCUUCCGCUUCGUCUGUCAGGAACCCUGCGUCAACAGCCUGACGUGCGGGCACCCUUGUCGAGCCUCAUGUGGGGAGCCGUGCACGCCCCGUUGUGAGGUCCGUGUGCCCAUGCAGCUGAAGUGUGGACACACCCAGCAGGUGCACUGCUUCGUGCUGAGGCAGGAAGAUGAGCCACCCUGCAAGACCAAGUGUGGCGCUACGCUUAAGUGUGGGCACCCGUGCCCGGGCACGUGCCACAGCUGCAAGCGAGGCCGCCUCCACAGCCCGUGCAACAAGAAGUGCAGCCACAUCCUGGUGUGCUCGCACGAGUGCCGCGAGUCCUGCACGCCCGACUGCCCUCCCUGCGACAUGCCCUGCGAGAACCGCUGCCCGCACAGCAAGUGCCAAAAGACCUGCGGCGAACCGUGCGCGCCCUGCGCUGAACCCUGCAACUGGCGCUGCCACCACCAACGCUGCAGCAAGCUGUGCCACGAGCCGUGCGACCGUCCACCCUGCACGCAGCCCUGCCACAAACUCCUGCACUGCGGGCACCAGUGCAUCGGCCUCUGCGGCGACCCCUGCCCUAAAAAGUGCCGCGAGUGCAAUCGCGACGAGGUGACCGAGAUCUUCUUCGGCACAGAGGAUGAGCCCGACGCGCGCUUCGUGCAGCUGGCGGACUGCGGCCACGUGUUCGAGGUCACCUCCAUGGACCAAUUCAUGGCUCAGGAUGAGGGCCAGGAGGCGGGGCUGGACCAGCGGGCUGUGAAGCUGAAAGAGUGCCCCCGGUGCCGCACGGCCAUCCGCAGGAACCUGCGCUACGGCGUCCACAUCAACCGCUGUCUGGCCCACAUCGAGAAGGUGAAGGAGAAGAUCAACGCCAAUCCGGAAGACGUCAAGCGAAAGCACAGUGCUGUGAAACUCCUCCUGAGGAGGCAGAAGAACCUCAAGGACCACCUCCCACAGGAGUAUGGUAGGAUUAAGGACCGGCUGGACAAGUCUAAGUUCAACAUGCGUAAGCUAUGUCACCAGGAGAACCUCAUGAUGUUCCUGGAGCGCCUGGGCGAGUUGCAGAAGACCAUGAUGGAGCGCAUGGACGGCCCGACCAAGCGAUACUUUGACCUAAGGUUGGGAGAGUGCCUCAGCUUCCUGAGCACUCCAGGCCAGCGUUUCUCCGAGCAGCAGGUGUGGGACCUGGGCCGCGAGCUGCAGAGGCUGGCCUACCUGGCGGAGCUCAACACCCGCUGUGCCACGGCUGCCAAGGUGGCGGUGCCACUCUCCGUUGAGGUGAACGCUCAGGUGAGUGCUGUCAGGAAGGUGCUGGAGGACACUUGCCCGUUCUCAGAGGAUGACGAGCAGCAUGUCAAGCAAGCGCUGGCCGACCUGGACGCCAAGCUCCCCCGCACCGGCCUGGGCAUCACCGACCAGGAGAGGGUGAUGAUUGUGCAGGCCAUGGGCUUAGCCAAGGGGCACUGGUACAAGUGUCCCAAUGGCCACGUCUACGCCAUCGGGGACUGUGGGGGUGCCAACCAGAGGGGGCAGUGCCCCGAGUGCGAUGAGUCCAUCGGUGGUGCCAACCACGCCCUCAUCGCUGGCAACGCUGUGGCGUCUGAAAUGGAUGGUGCUCAGCAUGCUGCGUGGUCAGAAGCCGCAAAUUUGGCAAACUUCCAUCUUGGUGACCUGUGAUCAAGCAGAGGGAUUUUCAUUAUCAAAUAUUUCACUAGCCAGGCUGUGCACCCUAGUGACACAAAUAUUGUUUCUGUGAUCUGUAAAAAUCGGGAACUCCUCACACCUUGUCGGGAUGCAAACAACUUGUAGCAAACCAAGGUAGGGGGGUCAACCAUGCUGUUUGGGAAAUGUUAAUUAUGAUCUUGGUAAGUUUCGAAGAGAUUUGAAAGUCGAUGAUCAUCAGGCUACUCUUUAACAACAUCAAGUUGUCAAUAUUCAAAACACACAUAAACCAUCCGAUGAUGUCACACCAACAUCACGCGAGGCCUCAGAUGAACGCAGCAGAAGCAAAGAGAGCCAAAACUUGUCAGGUACCAUUCUUGGCCUUGAAAAAUGAAAUGAUUAUGAACAGGCCUUAUGAACCAUUCUAUGUUAUUUAUGAUUGUGUGUGUUUGAAUAUGGUUUAUGGCAUAUGAGAAUCCUACUGAUUUACUCUCAUCAUCUAUUAUGGUUCUUCAUCUAAGUAUUUUUUAAAACAUAAAAAAUCUUGAUUGUUGCACUGACACCUUGAAGUUUUAUUCGUCCCAAAGAGAAUUUUUUCUUGGACAUACACAUAGCUGCCAUAUUACACCACAACAUGACGCCACACAAAACAAAUAAACAAGCAAACCAAAAAAAGACAAAGUGCUAUCAUAGAGAUGCAUUAAGAGUGUUCUUGAAGUGUAUAACUGGCGCGGCCCCAUACAUUUUAUCCAAAACGACUUAGUUAUUUACAGGGUAUUGGCUACAGCUCCUGGAGCAAUGUGGGGUAAGGUGCCUUGCUCAAGUGCACAUAAGCCGUGGAUGUACUGUACAUGUACUCUAGGUAUAGGUGAAAGAUAAGGGUGGGAUUCGAACCUGCAACCCUCUGAUCUUAACAUUUCAAGACUGGUAGUUUGUUAAGGACAUGACUUCAAUAAUUUCACAGACAUUAGGAUGAAAGAGAACUGCUUGUUCAUAUUCACUGCUUAUUCUUUUCUUUUUUUAAUUAUGGGCAUAUGAAGCAUGAGGGUGCUAUUGAUUUAUUCUCUUUGAUUAUCAUGGUUUUAAAACAUCUCUAAGCUUUGACUAUGAAUUUUGAAUCCGUUUUUAAUGUGCGUACACUCUCUCCAGGGAUUCUUUGUUCAUGAAUGUACUAACACCUCUAUGGUAAAUGCAAAAUGAUCUCACAGGAAGUGUUUUUUCAGUGUACACUGGACCUAAACAUGAUAUGCAAUCAUAGUAAUUGUAUUGUAAAUGAAUUGUCACUGUAUGCACUGUAGUGCUUCCUGCCUACUCUGUAUUCCUUGCUAUCUACACUGUAAUCUCACUGAAAUGGCAUUAUAUAUUUUAUCCAUGUGCUGCACAGUGUGUGACUGGGAAUAAUAAAAAUGGAUUAGCUUUUUAACAGAA